AUGGGUAAGAAGAGGACUUUGAUCGUCCUCUCGUCCUCAGACGAGGACGAAAAGGGUAGAAGACCUGGGUCGUCUUCAAGGCCGAGGUCGGUGGCAUCGUCGAAGAGCUCCCGCAGAGGAGGGAGCUCCAGGAAGCUCAACGUCGGCCGAUCUAGGGCUCGUUCUUGCAGUCAAUUUGAAGAAGCGAAGAGUUUGCAACCCUUCUCCAACAUCACGAUCAAGUCUGUUGAGAGUUCGUCAAAUUUUUUGGAAGAACUUCAAUCAUCUCUUGAGAAAGCUGGGGCCCAUAAGGUAGUUUUUAAUCCGCUUACCGUAAAUUCUAUAAAGAAAACUCUUUUUAGAAUAUGCGAGGAAGAGAAGUGUGAUGUGACUGGAAACUGGAUAGAUCAUAUAGCACGAACUAGUGGAGGUGACAUCAGACAUGCAAUAACGUCUUUGCAAUACUUCUGUUUAAGACCUACAGAUGGUUUUUCCUUAGCAACAUCGACUCUGCCAGCAAUACAAUCUAAGACAAGCGUAUACAAGCAUAAUUCAGUAUCAUCUCCAAGUCUUGCAGGCACGGAGGACCUAGAUGCCCCACCAUUCUUGCCUUUUGGAUUUGGACGAGAUGAAACAAUAAACCUGUUUCAUGCCCUGGGGAAGUUUCUGCACAACAAGAGAGAAACUGAUGAUUCAUGUGCACUUGAACAGCAUUCACUUGUUCUUCAGGAGAAAUUAUCAAGAAGCCCUCUUAAGAUGGAUGCUCCGGAGGUAGUUCUUUCUCAGGCUCAUGGGCAAGCAAGGAAGGUUGCUGAUUUUCUACAUGAAAAUGUUCUUGAUUUUAUAAGCGGUGAAGCUAUUGAUGAUGCGUGGCUUGUGACUUCUUAUCUAUGUGAUGCUGAUUUACUACUUGAUAAUGCUUCACAUCCAACAAGGUUCCACAUGAUGUCCGAGAUUUAUGAAUCAGAAAAUCUAGCACAAGUAGUAGCUGCAUCAGUUGCAACACGUGGGGUGUUAUUCGGAAAUUCACACCCUUCACCUUCAAGGUGGCACACUAUUCGUAGUCCGAGGCUUUGGCAAAUUGAGCAGUUAUCAUGGCAUAAUAAGAAUCAGAUGGCAUCUGAGAGAUUUAUGGACUCAAAUCCCUGCAAUUUAUACCAUUCAUCUCACGUCACCAUGGAAUAUGGAUCCACAAUGAAAUGGCUGAGAUCAAAAAAUUUUGAAGUCCCCCACACCUGCCAGAAAGAUAUCUCACGGAAUGACAAUGGGGUGUUUGAUUUUGACUGGAUGGAUCAAGAAAAGGAUGAAACUUCGGAAGAAAUUGAAGAGGAAGAAAUUGAAGACUGGUAGGCUUGAUUCAGUUUGCAAAUUGGUCUGAUUAAAGAAUAUUAAAGCUACGACUGAGGCUUACCUUUUGACAUCCUGCAUCUAAGGCCUGGCUAUAUUCUUGGCUUGGUUGUGGUGCUACUCCAAGAAGACACUGCUUCUAUAUAUUGUAAGUAGAUUUGUAUAUCAUUAAGGUUAGUUUCUUUGACGAACCUUUCUAAAUCCGCGAAUGGUGAACUUUUCAAACUUAUAACCCAGAGCCUGAUGUUUUCCUGAAAUCCUGUAUAUAUUGGUCGGAAUGAAGAAAAUUAGGAGGAAAAGGGGGAAUGGGGAAAAAAGGCAGAUAGUAUGCUUCUUAUUUUGAUAUAUUUACGCUGUAUAGGCAUUGAAAUCAUUUUCGUUGAUUUCUCUUCACAAUGAGCAGCACGUUUACAACGUUCA
Asparagus officinalis (garden asparagus) is the source of this 1746-nucleotide messenger RNA. Its product is annotated as cell cycle checkpoint protein RAD17-like. The transcript is spliced from 7 exons. NCBI's taxonomy places the organism in Eukaryota, Viridiplantae, Streptophyta, Magnoliopsida, Asparagales, Asparagaceae. Gene Ontology annotation, molecular function: chromatin binding. The record is from RefSeq and is a predicted model, not a curated record. Gene Ontology annotation, biological process: DNA repair; DNA damage checkpoint signaling; mitotic DNA replication checkpoint signaling. Bases 1 to 1329 code for a protein of 442 amino acids.